This is a messenger RNA of Alosa alosa (allis shad), 5397 nucleotides long. It is a transcript of the gene pum2, whose product is annotated as pumilio RNA-binding family member 2. The transcript is spliced from 24 exons. Gene Ontology annotation, molecular function: mRNA 3'-UTR binding. Lineage: Eukaryota; Metazoa; Chordata; Actinopteri; Clupeiformes; Clupeidae. Gene Ontology annotation, biological process: miRNA processing; regulation of mRNA stability. The record is from RefSeq and is a predicted model, not a curated record. The coding region runs from base 327 to 4043 and encodes 1238 amino acids. Gene Ontology annotation, cellular component: cytoplasm; cytosol.
CUCACGAACAGGCCUUUUGUUCUUCCUGGUGCUGAUCGAAGACCACGUUGGCGAAAAAGUGCAUUUGAUCCGUGUUCUUCAGGUUAAUUGAUAAUGUUUCUGCGAACCUGACAUUUUAGUGCGCAGGUCUAGCGUACAAUAUGCAUUCAGUCUGCGGGGAGGGCACUAGCGUGAUACUCCAAACUCCUACAUAGCUAGCACGUUCAAACCUAAAUCAUUAAAACACCGAUCUCCACGGAAACAAAACAAAAUAGCUGGAUUGUCGACAACAGGGUAUUUUUAAAACAUCGGUAUUCAGCGAAAAAUACUGCGUGUUUCCCCGUGGAAUGAGCGUUCCAUGCAGCAUCCUAGGUAUGAAUGACGUUGCCUGGCAGGAGACACGAGGUGGGAUGCUGCACACGAACGGUGCCCCCGAGACCGGAGGGGUGAGGGGUGGUGGCCAGGGCCCCGGAGGCACGCACCCUCUGCAGGGCAUGGACAGAGGGGCCAACCCCACCCCGGGCACACCGCAGCCACCCCUCAGCGGCCGCUCCCAGGACGACGCCACCGUCGGGUACUUCUUCCAGAGGCAGCCAGGGGAACAGCUCGGGGGCUGUGCCACCAGCAAACACCGCUGGCCCACUGGCGAUGGCAACCACGUCGAUCAGGUGCGUGCUGUGGACGAGAUGAACUACGAUUUCCAGGCCUUGGCUCUGGAGUCUCGUGGGAUGGGCGAGCUACUGCCUGCUAAAAAGCUGUGGGAAUCGGAUGAACUGCCCAAAGAUGGAAGGAAAGGGAUGCUACUGGGGGAAGAGUGGAGAGAGAAUGCCUGGGGAUCCUCCCACCACUCCGUAUCACAGCCCAUUAUGGUGCAUAGGCGACCUGGCCAGGGUUUCCACGGCAAUGGAGACGCCAGCUCGGUGCUGUCCCCGCGCUCAGAGGGCGGCGGCCUAGGCGUCAGCAUGGUGGAGUACGUGCUUAGCUCCUCCCCAGGCGACAAAAUGGACGGCCGCUACCGCAACGGAGGCUUCGGUGGAGGAGACGGGGACCCAGACGGCCGAGAGAAGGGUGACCCCAAAGACAAAGCGUCCCCAUUCGAGGAAGACAAGAGUGCCGAGAUGAAGGUGUGCGAGGAGGGUGACGCUUCCAAGUCCAACGGGAGAGGUCUGCUCAAUGGCAUGGACCGUGACUGCAAAGACUUCAACCCCACCCCAGGUAGCCGGCAGGCCUCCCCCACCGAGGCGAUUGAGCGCAUGGGUCCAAGCCAGGCUGGGCUGGAGAUGAUGGGCCAACACCACGCCCUACAGGCUGCCGCCAACGCUGCCGCCGCCGCAGCAGCAGUCGCCGCAGCGGCCGCCGCUGCUGCCGCCAACAAGCCCCAACAGGCGCCCGAGGACUUCCAGGGCCAGGAGCCCCAGGGACUGAGUGGCAUGGAGCAGCAGGGGGUGGAAGCGCUGCAGUUCGACUACGCCGGCAACCAGAUCCAGGUGGACUCCUCCGGCACCCCUGUGGGCCUGUUCGACUACAACUCUGGCCAGCAGCUGUUCCAGAGGUCCAAUCACCUGACUGUCCAGCAGCUGACUGCAGCCCAGCAGCAGCAGUAUGCCCUGGCCGCUGCUCAACAACCACACCUCGGCCUUGCUCCAGCGUUUGUGCCAAACCCUUACAUCAUCAACGCUCCUCCUGGUGCUGAUCCCUACACCGCCGCUGGCCUGGCCGCCGCUGCCACACUCGCUGGCACAGGCCCAGGCUACCGCAUGCGGUUACAUUGUGAAGGUCCUGCUGUCGUGCCGCCACAGUACUACGGAGUCCCAUGGGGUGUGUACCCAGCCAACCUUUUCCAACAACAGGCUGCGGCAGCUGCCAAUCACUCGGCUAACCAGCAGGCGUCCAAUCAAGGACAGCCUGGACAGCCACAGGUGAUGCGUGCAGGGAACAACCAGCGCCCUCUGACCCCGGGUCAAGGUGGGCAGAGCCAGCAGGAGUCUCUGGCAGCCGCAGCGGCCAACCCUGCCUUGGCCUUUACCAGCAUGCCAGGUUACCAGGUUCUGGCCCCUGCGGCCUACUACGACCAGACCGGUGCGUUGGUGAUGGGUCCUGGAGCGCGCACAGGCCUGAGUGGACCGGUCCGGCUGGUGCAGACCCCUCUCUUGAUCAACCCUGCCGCUGCUCAAGCCGCUGCAGCGGCGUCCGCCUCUGGCUCGGGCAACAACAUGUCUGGCCCGGCCAACGGCCUGUACCGCUCCAUGGGCUGCCAGCAGCCGCAGCAACAGCAGCAGCAGCAACAGCAGCAGAUGCAGCAGCAGCAGCAGCAGUCCAGCGGCCUGCCCUCCAGCUCUUUCUACGGCUCAGGCUCCGUGGCGCCCACCUCCCAGAGCAGCUCGCUCUUCUCCCACACCACGGCCCAGCCGCCGCCUCCCCCGCCACAGAGCUCAUCGUUGGGCUUCAGCGGCACCGGCGGCUCCCUGGGCGUGGGCCUUGGCUCGGCGCUGGGCGGCUUCGGAUCCUCAGUGGGUAGCUCCAGCAGCAGCAGCGCGUCUCGCCGUGACUCCCUGCUGCCCAGCUCUGACCUGUACAAGCGCGGAGGCGGCAGCAGCCUGACCCCCAUCGGUCAGCCCUUCUACAACAGCCUGGGCUACUCGUCCUCCCCCAGCCCCAUCGGCCUGACCCCGGGACACUCCCCGCUCACCCCACCACCCUCCCUGCCCUCCUCCCACGGCUCCUCCUCCAGCCUCCCCCUGGGCGGCCUGACCAACGGCAGCGGGCGCUACAUCUCGGCGGCACCGGGCGCGGAGGCCAAGUACCGGAGCACGGGCGGCGGCGCCUCCAGCCUCUUCAGCUCCAGCAGCCAGCUGUUCCCGCCGUCGUCACGACCACGCUACAGCCGCUCAGAUGUCAUGCCGUCCGGCCGCAGCCGCCUGCUGGAGGACUUCCGCAACAACCGCUUCCCCAACCUGCAACUGCGCGACCUGCCCGGCCACAUGGUGGAGUUCUCCCAGGACCAGCACGGCUCCAGGUUCAUCCAGCAGAAGCUUGAGCGGGCCACCCCAGCGGAGCGGCAGAUGGUGUUUGGAGAGAUUCUGCAGGCCGCCUACCAGCUCAUGACUGAUGUCUUCGGCAACUAUGUCAUCCAGAAGUUCUUUGAGUUCGGCAGCGCGGAUCAGAAGCUUGCAUUGGCGACGCGUAUCCGUGGGCACGUCCUGCCCCUGGCCCUGCAGAUGUACGGCUGCCGUGUCAUCCAGAAGGCCCUAGAGUCCAUCUCCUCCGACCAGCAGGUAAUUAGUGACAUUGUGCGAGAGCUGGACGGCCACGUGCUCAAGUGUGUGAAAGACCAGAACGGAAACCAUGUGGUGCAGAAGUGCAUCGAGUGUGUGCAGCCCCAAGCCCUGCAGUUCAUCAUCGACGCCUUCCAGGGACAGGUGUUUGUGCUCUCCACCCACCCAUACGGCUGCCGGGUGAUUCAGCGCAUCCUGGAGCACUGCACCCAGGAGCAGACCCUGCCCAUCCUGGAGGAGCUGCACCAGCACUCUGAGCAGCUGGGCCAGAAGUAUCAAGGCGUUUCAUUGGAGAUGACACACAAAACAUAUCAUACAGGGUCCAGCGAUGCGCUCUUCAAGGAUCAGUAUGGGAACUACGUCAUCCAGCAUGUCCUGGAGCACGGGCGACCUGAGGACAAGAGCAAGAUCGUGGCCGAGGUGCGCGGCAAGGUGCUUGCCCUGAGCCAGCACAAGUUCGCCAGUAACGUGGUGGAGAAAUGCGUCAUCCACUCCUCCCGUGCUGAGAGGGCGCUGCUGAUCGACGAGGUGUGCUGUCAGAAGGAUGGUCCCCACAGCGCGCUCUACACCAUGAUGAAGGACCAGUACGCCAACUACGUGGUGCAGAGGAUGAUCGACAUGGCCGAGCCCGCCCAGCGCAAGAUCAUCAUGCAUAAGAUCCGGCCUCAUAUUGCGACCCUCCGCAAGUACACGUACGGUAAGCACAUCCUGGCCAAGCUGGAGAAGUACUACAUGAAGAGUGGCUCAGACCUGGGGCCGAUCGGGGGUCCCACCAACGGCCUGAUGUAGGCUACCCCUCUCCAUCCGUCACCCAACCCACACACCCUCCCCCAUCCCAUAAACCCCUCCUUGGCUAGCUCUAUAAAGGUGCACUCGACCCAGCUGGGUUUCUCUAGACACCCUCAAUUGCUUCCCCUUGGGGGAAUUACCAAAAAAAAAAUACAGAAGAUGAUGAAAAAGAAGAGGAGAUAAUUAUAUAAAAAUAAUGAGACAGAAAAAAAAAGUUGACUUCAGCUCAUAGUACAGUGAGGUGCGACAAUAGCCUCUGUGCUUGCCCUGGUGCAGUUUUCCCUCAUGACCACUAGGGGGUGCACAGCCUGUAGGCCAUCUCUGGGUAAAGCACAACUAGCCCUUGUUUAUGAUGUAAUUGAUGUAACUGACUGGUUUUUCGUAUAUACGUAUAUAUAUAUAUAUAUAUAUAUAUCUUGUACAUUUUUUUUUACCUUGUAAAUUCUCUGUAGAAAACGUAUACAAAUUUGCUGAAAUUUACAAUUCUUACAAUUUACACCAGCAAGUGACUUUAUAAAGCCAAACUGAGUGAUCCUUUUUAAAAUAAUAUUAAUUAUUAUUAUUAUUUUAUUUUAUUUUUAGUACCCAUAAUUCUCAUACUAGCAGUAAGUGGUGACAUUGGUAGACCUCACCUCAUGGCCCCCUGAGUUUAGACAGUGGUACUAAUGCCAAAGCAGUUGAUUUCACACAAAUCAAUAAUCUAAUCUCCAUCUAGCAUCUAGCUUCGGUUUUUGGGAUAGAUGGUUAUCACCGACUCAGCUUGCCGGCAAACACUCUGUCUCUUGUACCAUUGAGUUAGUCAAAUGAAUAUUUGGCAGAUCCAGUCGCCGAUCUUUUGCUUGGUACAGACACGGAGUUGCUCUGAGGCUCCUGGGUUAUUAGGCCUCAGCUUCCUCUGAUUUCUUACUUUUCCUUUCUUUGGAGUCAAACUCCUCAGUUAAUAAAAUAACAUCGGACUACAGCUUUGUGGUAGCUGGGUUUUUUUGUUUUUUCUCUCUUUUGCGUUCUUCUAUUUAAUGAAUUUUCUUGGACAAGGAGAGGAAGUUGGCGUGAGGUCACAAACUCCCCCCACGACAGGCUAUGUUAGUUCAACAUCCUGCGCUCUCUGUCUUUUCCUUUUUCGUGUGCGUGUUCUCUUUUUUUUUUUUCCGGCCACAGUUCACUUGGGUGGCUGUGGCCUCCUAAAUUACCUUCAGAGCUACUGGCUGUAGUGCCGAACUGAAUUCUUUUUAAGUUGUUUUUCGAGAGCAGAGCCUGAGACCGAAGCACAUUGGUUGGUCAUUCUUCGUGACCGAGCGAGACCAAUGUUGUCUUUCCAUCGUUACGUGGGAGUGGGGAGUAGGAUGUUGGGGAG